AAGGCGGAGAUCAUUUUGUUGUCAUCAUCGGUCGAAAAUGAUUGAAAGCCAAUGGCCACAGGUUUUCUCCGCUUGAGAAGCGCUUUCACCUCAUCUCGCCCCGAACGCCGAUUUGUAGCUUAGCAGUGAAUUCGAACGAGGAAGGCCGCGGUAGUGAAUUACACCCCAAUGGAGACACGUACCAUUGAUCCAGCAGAGCAAACGACCAAUUCGGAUACCAUUUCAUCGCUGAGUCGGAUGCUAAGCUAAGGCCCAGCGUUUGGGAUUCACAAGGCGGAGACGAUGUGAGUGAGCCGAAUGGACCGAUCGGAACACCCGAGUUGGACGUUCCCCGAGACGCAAUAAGCCUCACGUCUUCCCAGCCAUGUCUGUUUCCACGGUGUUGGCAAAGGCGCUCUUUGACAACGCAGCAGAAAGCCCGGAGGAACUGGCUUUCAGGAAGGGGGACAUUCUGAUGGUUUUGGAGCAGGAGCAAAGCGGCGGGCCCGGCUGGUGGCUCUGCUCCCUGCACGGCCGGCAGGGCAUCGCCCCGGCCAAUCGUCUGCGCCUCCUCCAGACCGCCCCGGCACCCGGCCCGGACUCCGUGUACUUGUCCCCCGGUCCGCCGCUGGCCCACGGCAGCCUGGAGGACGCCGCGUACCACUCGCCACCGGCCGCCGGUGAAAGCCGGGUGGCCGGCGCGGCCUCGAGACCCGGCGAGCUUCGCAAGGCGGACGGCGGUCGUCCUCGCUCCCACUCCAGUUCCGGGUCCCGACCCAGACCUGACUGGGAUAUGGGAGCGGCGGGUCGCCCGCGCUCCCCUUCCCUAAGAGGACGGGGCACGGACGUGAGCAUAGCUCUUUAUCAGACUCCGGUGAGCCCGCUCCCUUCAUCUGCUGUGCAUGUCCGACAGCCAGGAGCCCAAAUGGCUCCCGAGUCUGUCUACCUCUCACCCGGCGGAGUCGCGAGAGCGGCCGAUGCAUCUGAGGACACCACGUAUCUCGUCCCUCGGGAAACGCUUACCGCAGGUCCGCCGUCCGAUGACUGUUACUUGGUGCCAAAAGGAACGCCGCUCGCCGGUGAGGAUGUUUACCAAACCCCAACGGGAGGGGUUCUGGCCGCCUGCCCCGACGGGCCCUCCUCAGUCAGCGGAACUCAGCAGUCCCAAGUGGGUCAGGACAUUCCCGGGACGUACCAAAGCCCCUCUUCCGUGGCGGUGAACCUUCAAAGAACUUUGUCUUCCCCCGCCCAAGCGCCUCUGAGGCCCCUCGUCAAGAGCUCGUCACCCAACUCCGCCGUAGCCAGAGGGAAAGCGGGUCUGGCCUGCCACAGAGGUUCCCCUUUGCUAGUUCGAGCCGGCCACCCGCGUGUUCCCGGAUCGCCCAGUUUUGCCCGAAAGCCACCGCCGCCGGCUCCCCCGGUGAGGGGAGUCACGCGGAAAGACGGGCAGCACUUUGCGCCUUUCCCACCGAGCGAUCCCGGAUCUCAGGCGCCGGAGGUGAACGCGCUGGCCGGUCGGGACCUGGAGAAAAGCAACGGCAAAGGGCAAACUCAAGAUUAUGCAGAUCCCGCCGAUGACCAGGUAUACGACACGCCACCCAGCGGCCGGUGGCAGCGCGCCGCGCCGCCGAUCCUCAGCAACGGCGAUGACGCCAUUUACGACACGCCUCGCAACGUCGACACGGAGACGGAGGUGUACGACGUCCCCACCAUCACGCUGAACGGCUCCACGUCGGAAGGCCGAGCCGGUGCCGACGACGUCUACAGCGUACCCAGUCUCCCGGGUGUGCCCGUGGCUCCCGGCGAGUCCAGCGCCGCCGGCCUUCUGGGGGAGGACGACGAAAAGCGAGCAGACGCGGGAUCCCCAGACCGCGGGAUCUACGACAUGCCGGCCCCCAACGCCGAAGUCCUCCCCCGCUCGGCCUCGUCUUCCUCCACCUCCACUCGCCGCCUUUCCGUGUCCAGCAACGGUUCCGGGGAUCUCCAGUGGAGGGCCUCGCUUUCUGGCCUGGUCCACGCCGCGCUGAGCGCCGCCGCCGCGUCCGGCUCGCCCGCCGCUCCGUCGUCUCGGGAUCUAGCCGCCUCGCUGGCCGAAAUCCUCUCGGCGUGGAAGGCCAGCCACUCCGGGGACCCCCCGCCGCCCCUCCAGCUGGCUUGGUCCCGCCUCUCGGACCUCCUGCCCGCGCUAUCGGCCGCGGGCAGCGCCCCUCCGUCGGAAGGACUCCUUUCCCUGGUCCGGCGCUCCCUGGAGGAAAGCGCCCUCCUCUUGCAGGCUCAGGGUCGCCCCCGACUGCCUUCCCAGGAGUCGUUGUCCCGCAGGCCGCUGCCCGCCCUCCCGGUGUCGGACGGCAAGUCGAGCGGAGGCGGAAUGGGCUCCCGUAAGAGUAGCUGGAUCCAGGAAAGGCCUCUGCCCCCGACUCCUCAGCCGGCCUUCCCCCCGCCUCCCGCUUCGGCUGCGGUGACGCUGGUGGCGAGCCCGGGCGACGGAGACGAGGAUCCCGGCAACGAAUACGCCGGGAUCGGCCUGACUCCCGUCCCGGCCCCGGUCCCCAACGGGGACAGUGUCGGAUACGUCAAGCUGCAGGGAAAACCGGAGCUUCCCCUGCCUCAGAACGGACAAACCAUCAGCUCCGAGCCGAGGCUGACUCCGUCCCCGCCCCUGCCGCGGUCCCUCUCCCUGGAGGACUCUGAGCUGCUGUCCUUCUACUCGUCGCAGAGCCUGGCUCACCUGUCGUGCCUGGCCGACGCCAUCGACGUGCUCUUCGCCAGCGUGCAGGGCAACCAGCCGCCUCGCAUCUUCGUGGCGCGCGGCAAGAGCCUGAUCGUGACGGCGCACAAGCUGGUGUUCAUCGGCGACACGCUGGCCCGCCUCCUCACUUCGGCCGACCUCCGCGCCAAGAUCACAACCUCCGGGGGUCGCCUGUGCCAGGCCUUGAAGGCGGUCGUCGUGGCGACAAAGGGCGCCGCCCAGAACUACCCGUCGGUGUCGGCGUCUCAGGAGAUGGUGGACCGUGUCGCCGAGCUCUCCCAGCAGGCCGCCGGCUUCUCCACUCUGCUCCAGCGCUUGGCCGAGAUCUCCUCGUGAUGUUUUGGGACGGAAAAGCUUCUUGACACUACUCCCCUUUUUUUUUUCUCUCUCUCUCUCUCGGAAAAAUGCCUUAUUUUGCGAUGACCGCUUUUUGUUGUUGUCCCCGUGGCUUCUCCAGUCGUGUGGCUCGACUCUGCGGCUCUUUGCAGCUUUGCUUUCGAGUCCGUCAUUUCCUCCCUAUCGGCAGCGGGUGACUGGAGGGAGACGUCGAUUUGAGGACGGACUUGAAACACCUGAAUGACUUGACAUGAACUGCGCAACUUUGUUUACAUUUGAGAAUCUGCGGCGGUGUCAAGAUUCCAGUGCAAUUUGUUUUGUUUUCAGCUAAAUUCAUCAUGCUACGUCCAGUGUGCGCUCGCUCGCUCGCUCGCUCGCUCGCCUGGCAAGCCGCCCGUAGACCGUUAUGCCGAGCGGCUGCCGGAAAAACUGGUCUUACGAGAAUCGAGGGAAGAGGACAAAGACAAUC
Molecule: messenger RNA, 3533 nt
Organism: Syngnathus acus (greater pipefish)
Lineage: Eukaryota; Metazoa; Chordata; Actinopteri; Syngnathiformes; Syngnathidae
Gene: efs
Product: embryonal Fyn-associated substrate
Exons: 9
Coding region: 365-3064 (899 amino acids)
Biological process (GO): cell migration; cell surface receptor protein tyrosine kinase signaling pathway
Cellular component (GO): cytoplasm; plasma membrane
Molecular function (GO): protein binding
Source: RefSeq, a predicted model, not a curated record